AUGUCGGCGGCGAACAUCGUUGGGAAGUCGAAGAAGGAGCUGUACGACAUCAUGUGUGAGAUGAAGAAGCUGAUGGAACAGAACGAGGAACAAGCUAGGCAAAUUCUCAUUGAAAACCCUACCUUGGCCAGAGAUCUGUUUAAGGCACAAAUAAUGCUUGGGAUGGUGCAGCCAACACAGCCAUCACCAUCUCAUAAAGAUGGAGACACAAUUGAGUGUUUUACUCUUGGAGAUUUGUGGGAUUGCUAUGAGGAAUGGAGUGUAUAUGGCGUUGGCGUUCCUGUUAUUCUAAAUAGUGGUGAAAGUGUUACACAAUACUAUGUGCCGUACUUAUUUGCCAUACAAAUCUACACCAACAAACCACAACAAACUUCUGGAAACCAAAAAGAGAAUGAAGGUGUUGCCAGUAUUGAGGGGAGAAAAAAGACGAGUCCUCAAACAAUGAGAGGGAUGAUUGCUGAACUUGCAGAAGUGCAUCCUGGGCUCAUGACAUUCAAAAGUACUGACUUGUCCCCGGCAAGUUGGAUUUCAGUUGCUUGGUACCCUAUUUAUCAAAUUCCAACAAAGGAAAAUCACAAGGAUCGUCUGUCAACUUGCUUCCUUACCUAUCAUGCUCUCUCAUCAUCAUCUAUUCGAGGUGGAGUGAAGCUGGACAAGGAUGGGGAUAAGAAAGGGAAGAAAGUUUUGGAAAUGGUGAAAGGAAAAGAAGGAAACAACAAUAUUAAAAAGAGUACUGGGGAUGUUCUUUAUCCAUAUCCAUUUGGGUUGGCUACAUAUAGAUUGGAUGAUGAGAUUUGGAUAAAUGGAAAUACUUUUGAUGACUAUGAGAGAAUUAUUGACCUCUACAAUGCCGCAGAGUGUUGGUUGAAGCGACUCAACGUUUGGCAUCAUGACUUUAACUUCUUUACUUCAAAAUUAAGCCUCCAAGGACUCUCCAUAUAA
Ipomoea triloba (trilobed morning glory) is the source of this 942-nucleotide messenger RNA. RefSeq lists its product as uncharacterized. NCBI's taxonomy places the organism in Eukaryota, Viridiplantae, Streptophyta, Magnoliopsida, Solanales, Convolvulaceae. The record is from RefSeq and is a predicted model, not a curated record. Bases 1 to 942 code for a protein of 313 amino acids. The transcript is spliced from 7 exons.